AUGAUCCCUCAAUCGAGACCAACAACCUCCCAACACGAUUACCUCAACGUCGUCCCGAUCUUGGAGCAAGUCCAUUCGUUCCCUCUUUUGCAAUCACACUUGACGUAUGCACCUGUGUAUGCGUCCAAUGGAGCUCUAGCCCGUAUGCCUUUUGGCCCAAUUCACACCACUCUACCUGAUCUGCGCAGUCAAGUGGACCUUUACUCAUGGGUUGAUCAGCUCACACAAAGGGUCAACGACCAAAACAAUCUAAUUGGGCAUCUACUCAUGCAGAUCAACUUGAAUCAAGGCCUUGACUUUGGAUCUCGUGACAAGAAGAGGAGGACGCACGAGCAUACCGGCGAGCAGUUUGAGAUAUCCCAAGCAGGUCAAACAGAGACAAACGGAUAA
This is a messenger RNA of Prunus armeniaca (apricot), 390 nucleotides long. NCBI's taxonomy places the organism in Eukaryota, Viridiplantae, Streptophyta, Magnoliopsida, Rosales, Rosaceae. The record is from the annotation of a GenBank genome assembly.